Molecule: messenger RNA, 1768 nt
Organism: Ichthyophthirius multifiliis
Lineage: Eukaryota; Ciliophora; Oligohymenophorea; Hymenostomatida
Product: protein kinase domain protein
Exons: 7
Biological process (GO): protein phosphorylation; mitotic DNA damage checkpoint signaling
Cellular component (GO): nucleus; cytoplasm
Molecular function (GO): protein serine/threonine kinase activity; ATP binding
Source: RefSeq, a predicted model, not a curated record
AAAGAAAAAAAUAAAGAAAAAAAUAAAAAAAAUAUGACCGAUAAAAGUUUUUGGACAAAAGUAAAUAAAGGAGCUUCUCUUCCGAACGAACCUGUAUUAGUCGAAGGCUAUUUUUCUAAAAAAGGUAACUAUACAAAUGGAAGGCGAUAUUUUAGAGUUUACAAUUCAUUACUAUAUUAUUUUGACGAAAAACACACAGAUGUUGCUAAAGGAUAUUGUGUUAUAGAUUUCGAUUUACAUUUUGAAAUAAUAAGAUCAAAAGAGAAAAAAGAAGGAUAAAAUUUAGGUCAAGCAAAAGGGAUUAUUUUAGAUAAAGCAAAUUUAAAAACUGAGUUGUCUACAAAUGAUGAAUCUUUAAUACUUAAAUGGAGAGAUGUUUUAAGAGAAAAAAUAAACUAGAGAGGUUUUCAUGAAUAAUAUAAAGCAAUUAAAAAGAUUGGAAAAGGAAACUUUGCAAGUGUAAAAUAAAUUUAUUUAAAAUAAUGAUUUAAAUUUAAUAUAAAAGGUAUAUUUGGCAGAAAGAAUUGAAGAUAAUAAAUCUUUUGCUGUAAAAGCUUUCGCAAAAGAAGCUGCAUAUUCAUAAGAAAAUGGAAAAGAAGCUUUAAUAAAUGAAAUAGAAUUAAUGAGAAGUUUAAAUCACCCUAAUGUAAUAAGACUACAUGAAGUAUAUGAAACCGAAAAUUCUUUAUAUUUAAUUCUUGAUUUAUUAGAAGGUGGUUAAUUAUAUGAUAAAAUGAAAGCAAAAUAUAAGUAUUAUUUUUUUUUAAAAAAAAAAAAUUAUAAUUUUAGAUUUUCUAUAGAUGAUACUAGAUAUAUGAUAAAAGGAUUAUUAGAAGGAUUAGCUGAUAUGCAUAGUAAAAACAUAAUGCAUAGAGAUUUAAAACCAGAAAACUUAAUUUUUAAAAAUAAUCAUUCUUUAGAUAUAGUUAUUGCAGAUUUGGGAUUAGGAACAAGAACUGACGUAACUAAAUUCAUGUUUGUUAGAUGCGGAACACCUGGAUUUGUUGCUCCUGAAGUUAUAAAUAUAAUUGAUUUUGAUUUAAAAUAUGAUUCUAUAUGUGAUAUAUUUUCUUUAGGUCUUAUUUUCCAUUUAUUACUUAUAGGUAAAUCACCUUUUAAUGGAAAAACAUAUGAAGAAAUACUAGCUUAAAAUCGUGCCUCUAAUAUUACUUUUGAAGGGGCUGAAUAUUUAAAAUUGCCAUUAUAAGCUUAUGAUUUGCUUAAAAAAAUGUUAUAAAAUGAUCCCAAAUAACGUAUUACUGCUAAAAAAGCAUUAUCCCAUCCUUUCUUUUUAGAAACAGUAAAAUUAUUAUAAUAAUCAGAAGAUGAUCAUAAUAAUUUAUCUGAAUAUGAUAGGAUUAAAAAAAUUGAAGAUAAGAAUAGGCUAAAAAAUAUAAAUUCACCUAUGCCAUCUCCCUAAAUAUUACCAACUAAAGGCAAAAAAAUAAUAUAGGAUGAAUAGGGAGUUUUUAAAAUGCCUAAUACACCUAUAAUGACAGGUAGAACAGAUGAAGUUUCACAUGAAGGAUCAGGAUUUAACUCACCUAGUAUUUAAUUAGACUCCAGAUAAAUCAAAACUAUGGGAAAAAGUCCUUAAGUCACUAAGGCAAGUAUGUUUUCUCCUAAAAUAACUUUUGCAGGUAAAAAUGUUACUAAAAUGCCUGAAUAGAUAUAAGAAUAAAUUGAAGAAGAAAAGAAAAAUGAUGAUCCAGAAUAAGCUAAAUAAGCUUAAUAAAUAAAAAAUAAACUUAAGAAUUUAGGAAUUUGA